Messenger RNA from Cercospora beticola, 960 nucleotides. RefSeq lists its product as uncharacterized. The record is from RefSeq and is a predicted model, not a curated record. Lineage: Eukaryota; Fungi; Ascomycota; Dothideomycetes; Mycosphaerellales; Mycosphaerellaceae.
AUGCAAGAUGCCAAAUUCGUGGUUGCAGCUCCAGUCCCGGAGAGAUUGGGGCGGACUGGCUGCAAUGGUAGAGACGACGUGGGAAGUGGUAAAGAUGCGACGGAUACUGGGCUAGAUGCGCUGACCGCUGCAGAAACUGCUAGUGAAGCUGAAAUGGCCGGUUGCAAAGAGGACGCAACAGAUGCGCUGACCGCCGCAGAGCCUGACAAUGCAGCUGGAUCAACUGAUUGCGAAGAGGACGCAACUUCUACCGAAGCAGUCGCGCUCGCCGUCACGGAGUCUGAUGCGGAGAUUGAAAUUGGAGUAGCAGGUUGCGGAGUUGAAGCAGCUGACACUGAAUCAGAUAGGCUAGCCGCCGGAGAGUCUGAUGUUGGAGCUGAAAGAUCCGUUUCAGAAGACGAGGCAACUGGUACUGCGACAGAUACGCUAGGGACCGAAGUGUCUGGGUCUGUGACUGGCACUUGUGAAGAAGACACAACGUUUGUCGAGCUCAGUGUGUCCGCUGGAGACUCUGGGAUCAAGGUCGGAUCAGCCGCUUCCGAAGAGAAUGUACCAAGCGUCGAGCUCAAUAUCUCCGUCGAAGAGUCUGAAAUCGAGGCUGAACCAGCCACCUGUGAAGAAGACACAACGAUCGUCGAGCUCAGUGAUUCCGCCAGAGAAUCUGAUGUUGAGACCUCGACGUCAACCUGGAAAGAGGACGCAAUGAGUGUCGAGCUCGAUAUGACGGCCGGAGAGUCCGAAAUCGUAACUGGGGUAGCCGCCAGUUCAGAAGACACAGCAAUCGUUGAGCUCAAUAUUUCCGCCGAAGAGUCUGAAAUCGAGGCUGGAACAGCUGCUUGCGAAGACGAGGCAUCAGUGGUCGAGCUGAGUACUGCUGUUUCGGAAUCUGGAAUCGAGACCGGAAUAGCCGUCUGUGAGGAAGAUUCAACAGAUGUCGAGCUCACUAUUUCCGCUGGAUAG